Phascolarctos cinereus (koala) is the source of this 3075-nucleotide messenger RNA. RefSeq names its product vesicle associated membrane protein 7 (gene VAMP7). The record is from RefSeq and is a predicted model, not a curated record. Gene Ontology annotation, cellular component: membrane; SNARE complex. Lineage: Eukaryota; Metazoa; Chordata; Mammalia; Diprotodontia; Phascolarctidae. Gene Ontology annotation, biological process: vesicle fusion; endosome to lysosome transport; exocytosis. Gene Ontology annotation, molecular function: SNARE binding; SNAP receptor activity.
GCGAGCGGAAGUACGCCUGCGUAGCCCGGGCGCCAGCUCGGACCUCGGCUAGGGAUCCAGAUCACCCCGCCUCUCCCUGGUUGUUGCGUUCAGUUACGGACGGAAACGCCAUUAGCCCGGCUGGUCGUUGGCGUGCGCGCGCAAAAGGCAUCCGCUGCCUUUCCCCUUCGAGUGUAUACGCCCCCCCCCACGCACCUACGCAUUCUGUACCUCCCUCGUUCCCCUCAGGCAGUCAGCGCGGCGAGCUGGGCCGAGCGAGCCUCUGCCGCCGAUUGGGGCCGCUCGGGCGGGCCGCCCUGCCGCCACCGAGAUUGAAAGCAUGGCUAUCCUUUUCGCAGUUGUUGCCAGAGGCACAACCAUCCUUGCCAAACAUGCUUGGUGUGGCGGAAACUUCCUGGAGGUGACCGAGCAGAUUCUGGCUAAAAUACCCUCUGAAAAUAACAAACUCACUUAUUCACAUGGAAAUUAUCUAUUUCACUACAUCUGCCAAGACAGGAUUGUGUAUCUUUGUAUCACAGAUGAUGAUUUUGAACGUUCCCGAGCCUUCAGUUUUCUGAAUGAAAUCAAGAAGAGGUUUCAGACUACUUACGGUUCCAGAGCACAAACAGCCCUUCCCUAUGCCAUGAACAGUGAGUUUUCCAGUGUUCUGGCUGCACAACUGAAACAUCACUCUGAGAACAAACAUGUGGACAAAGUGGUGGAGACUCAAGCCCAAGUGGAUGAAUUAAAAGGAAUCAUGGUCCGGAACAUUGAUCUAGUGGCCCAACGAGGAGAAAGAUUGGAGUUACUGAUAGAUAAAACAGAACAUCUGGUAGAUUCAUCAGUCACCUUCAAAACUACUAGCAGGAACCUUGCCAGAGCCAUGUGUAUGAAGAACUUGAAGCUCACCGUCAUCAUCAUUAUCGCAGUGAUGAUCUUCAUCUACGUUGUCGUCUCAGUUGCCUGUGGUGGGCUUACCUGGCCAAGCUGUGUGGCGAAAUAAAUUCAGAACAAUCUUAAGCCAAGAAGAUGAGGGAGCAAGGAUUUAAGAAGCAACCCAAGUAACUUCUUCCUGAUUGCUACUGUCCAUCCCUUCCUUCUACUUUUCUUCCAUCAUCCCCAGACUGCACUUUUCUUUGUGUAUCCCAGUGUCCCCCAAAUGGAGCCAUCCAGUCACUGCUUUUGUGCCACUGCCACCUUGGUUGGAAAGGGACUUGUCAUUUUGAACUUUUUGCUGUUACCCAGAUGGAGCCACCCAGAUCUCCAACUGCUAUUUGGGAAUAAAGAAGGCACACAUAUUGGUGUGACCAUAUACACCGAAGCAUUUGCACUUUAAUGGAAUCCAAAUGAUGCAUCUCAGCCUCAUCCCUUCCGAUACAUACGGACGGACACUAUUCCGAGUAGAGAAUCAGUAGUGGGGGCACACCUUUGCUCCUUUGGGGGGUUGGAAUUCCAGGAUUGGUGCCGUCCGUCUGUUCGUUUAGAGCCCACUCAAGACCUAUCAUUGCUAACCAGGUGAGGGUCAGAUCAAUGAUUAUCAGAAAGGACCUGUUGGAAUCCCUCAAGUCCAUUCAUCCCAUAUGGUAUUUUCUGGCAUCCAGUUCAGAAAAAUGGACCAAAGUAUUCCUCUGCUUUUCUGUUGCGAUUGAGUUGAAAAAGUGAUGGUUUCAUUCAUGUCCAAAGUUGGAACAAUGUUGCUACUUUCCUUAUUGUGUGUUUAAGUAUUUUUGUCCUCUUGUGGGGAGGGGGGGCUCUUCAGAUCAACCCUCUUGUUCCCAAAGUGGUAGAACUGCUUUGGCCAAGCAUGAUACAGGAAGAGAGACUCUAAAGAGCUUGGAUUGGCUUGGAAGUUAUUUAAGUAGAACACAGGAAAUCUUUUUUUUUGGGGGGGGGGUUGGGCAGUGGGGGUUAAGUGACUUGCCCAGGGUCACACAGCUAGUAAGGGUUAUGUGUCUGAGGCCGGAUUUGAACUCAGGUUCUCCUGAAUCCAGGGCCGGUGCUAGGAAAUCUAUUUCUUAUGAGAGCUUAACAGUUGUGUGGUAGCUGAGAGUACCUCUCUCCCCAUCCCCUAUAUUGGCUUUUAUUGCUGCUCAGCUACCGACUGCACAUCCUUCAAGGCUAGGCCUGUAUACAUUAAGUGUCUUUCUACAGUUGGACAAGAGAUUUAGCAAAUACUUGGCCAGAGCUCAGGUCACCAAACAAAGUGCAUUUUGGUGACUAAAUGGCCUUCAUUGGUAGUGGAAAGGGCAGGAUCCUUUAAAAAUGUUAAUGAUUUCAAAAAUCAUUUGACUGGAGUGCAGAUGGAAAGAAAGGAAAUAGUAUGGUGCAUAAAAGGAACAGAAAGCAGUGUAGUGAACCUGUCUUGGAACCUAGCUAGAGGUCAUGUAGUUUAAAGGACAUACCUGCUAUUAAGGAAAUUGCGAUGUGUAUUUCAAAGAGAGCCAGGGGUCUGUCUAUUGAUUUCUCAAUAAGUGUCCUUCAGUGAGAUUAUAUGAAGCUUUGACCCCUUUGUUAACUGAAGAAUUAGUGUCUGUGCUCCAUUCUCUUCAGAUUGCGGCUCCUCUUGAAUUAUCCCAGCCAUGUGCCUUGACUAUAUAUGCAUCACAUCAUGUGGCUCACAGUGCCUAUCCUUUUAAUUGCAUUCCAUAAUUCACACUGUUUCAUUGGUACCUGCUCCUUCACCCCCUUCCCUUAACCCAAAAUGCACAUUGAAAGUAUUACUGUCUCCCUUGCCCCCCGUGUUGUUGAUGCUCAUUGGUCAGAUCUAUCACAGUGGCCCUUUCAAAUCUUUUUUUUUUUUAAUAUUACUUUAACCUACUUGGUCCAGAACAGAAUUGUGCUUCCUUGGGUUAUAACCACCAAAAUAGCUUUACUCAGAAGCAAAUGGCUUCAAAGUCCAGUUCCCUUUUGUGUCCACACCUGCACCAAGUUACCAGUGCACCUAACUGUGCAUGUUUCAGGGAAUUGACUUUGCUCUUGAUUCUAUUUCUGUAUAAAACCACUUUUAACAAAGAUGUUCUUGUCUUAAAGAAUGCGUUCAUUGACGGCGUAAUUGAAAAGCUUCACCUCUUGAAAUAAAACGACACAGAAAUGUGA